AUGAGGAUCGAGAAGUGCUAUUUUUGCUCUUCAAAUAUAUACCCUGGACAUGGUAUAACAUUUGUCAGGAAUGACUGUAAUAUAUUUCGGUUUUGUCGGUCGAAAUGUCAUAAGCUGUUCAAGAAGAGGAAGAACCCAAGGCAGGUCAAAUGGACAAAGGCUUCACGGUUAGCUAGAGGCAAAGAAUUGAAGGGGGAUCUAACUCUUCAAAUGGAAGUAAGGCGUAAUGAACCUACAAGAUAUGAACGCCAACUAUGGAAAGAUGCUGUCGAUGCCAUGAAGAAAAGUUCUGCAAUUAAGACAAGGAGGUACGGAGAACUUAUCAAGAAGUCUUUGAAACCUGGCAAGGCAGUAAGGAAAGCCUCUCAGAUUGCUAAAGCAAAGAAAUUGGCUCACUUGAUACGUGCUCCAGAGGUAGUUAGGCAGUCCGUUGCCGAAAAACAGCCUGUGAAAGAGGAAGAAAUGGAAGUAAAUUAA
Messenger RNA from Enterobius vermicularis (human pinworm), 477 nucleotides. The record is from the annotation of a GenBank genome assembly. NCBI's taxonomy places the organism in Eukaryota, Metazoa, Nematoda, Chromadorea, Rhabditida, Oxyuridae.